AUGGCGCCUCGUCGUCGCCGUGGUGCCGGCAAUGAUGCCGGUGAUGAUGGCCGCUCUGACGUCGAUGUGCUCAAGAAUCGCCCGCCCAACACAGCGUUUCGCCAGCAGCGCAUGCGUGCUUGGCAAUGUGUGCUGACCCCGAAACUCAUUGUCACCAUCUUCUCCAUCCUAGCCGCCAUUUACCUUGGAUUUGGUGCCUACCUUACCUAUCUAGCGUAUACCGUUCGGGACAUUCGGGUUGACUACACAGACUGUGCGAGAGAAGCGCCAGAGGGGCGGUUCGACGAGAUGCCCGAAAGGUAUAUUUCCGCGCACUUCUCGGGGACAAACGAGAGGUUCAAUCCCCUCAAGGCAUUGUGGUUACGGGAAGAACGGAAGUUGGAGGGCUUCCCGAAGAAUCGCACUUACUGCAGAGUGCGCAUCAACAUCCCGGAGGACCUGAACCCCACGAUCAGCUUCUUCUAUCACCUCGAGAAUUUCUACCAAAACCAUCGCCGCUACGUCAACUCGUUCAAUGCCAGGCAGCUUCUAGGUGACGCCGUCGAUGGUCGCACUAUUAACGAGUCUACCUGCGAUCCAAUAACCUACGAUCCGAAGGGCUCGGGCAAGAUUGUCUACCCUUGCGGUCUUGUGGCCAAUUCGAUAUUCAACGAUACCUUUUCGGACCUGAUGCCCGUGGAUGCAAGCACGGACACUGCUGUUCGGGAGCAAGCUUAUGUCAUGUCCAACACUGGCAUCGCCUGGCCUGGCGCCAAGGACCUGUACGGACUUACCCAAUACUCGCGCGACCAGAUCGUGCCGCCGCCGAACUGGGAGGACCGGUAUCCGGACGGCUACACGGAGAAGCAUCCAGUACCGGACCUCAAGCUGGACGAACACUUUCAGAACUGGAUGAUGCUAGCGGCGACGCCUAAUUUCUAUAAGCUUUACCAAAAGAACGACAGCGCAGUCUUGAGAGCUGGUCAGUACGAGAUUGAAAUCGAGUCCAACUUUGACACGAUAGUGUACAACGGCCGCAAGGCAUUCGUCAUCACUACCAUAUCCGCUCUCGGCUCCCGCAACAUCUGGCCAGGUAUAAUCUUCUUGAUUGUCGGUGGUAUUUGUCUGCUCCUCGAUGUCUACUUCAUCCUUUCCUUCUUCCUGUGGAAGCCACGAAAGCUGGGUGACCCGUCCUAUCUGUCUUGGAACCAGCCAUCUGCGGCUCAGGGGCAUGCUGCAUCAUCAUGA
Messenger RNA from Canariomyces notabilis, 1227 nucleotides. RefSeq names its product Lem3/Cdc50. NCBI's taxonomy places the organism in Eukaryota, Fungi, Ascomycota, Sordariomycetes, Sordariales, Chaetomiaceae. The record is from RefSeq and is a predicted model, not a curated record. Bases 1 to 1227 code for a protein of 408 amino acids. Gene Ontology annotation, cellular component: Golgi apparatus; plasma membrane; endoplasmic reticulum. The transcript has 2 exons.